Messenger RNA from Megalobrama amblycephala (Wuchang bream), 3430 nucleotides. Its product is annotated as neurotrypsin. Bases 358 to 2871 code for a protein of 837 amino acids. The record is from RefSeq and is a predicted model, not a curated record. Lineage: Eukaryota; Metazoa; Chordata; Actinopteri; Cypriniformes; Xenocyprididae. Gene Ontology annotation, cellular component: membrane. Gene Ontology annotation, biological process: proteolysis. Gene Ontology annotation, molecular function: serine-type endopeptidase activity. The transcript has 14 exons.
UAACCUAUUGUUAAAACGGCUUGCCAUAGGGGACAGCCUCACUGCACUGUGCUCCAUAAAUGUUUAUGUCCUAUAAUCUUCUGUAGUGUGUAGUACUGUGGCGAAGGCUGCAGGAGCGGCUUCUCUUCUUCUGUGUCACCUCAAUGAACGCAAACCUCAGUCAGACCUCAACAUGGGAGGAGUGUCAGUCGUGUCGUUGGACUUUUAGAAGUUUGCAGAAUAUUGUUUUGUUCUAUCUGAUCAUUUUCGAUGCUUCUUCCUCUGUAACAAACAUUUGGAAACAUUUUGAGGCGGGAAGGCGUCCCACUUACCCUGUAUUCCCGCAGACAGCGAUGAUGGGACAGUUGUGCUGGAUGUAUGGUCAUUGACAGGAUGGAUAUCACUGGGAUCCUCUCUAUCGCUGCUGUCUUUCGUUUCUGUGUCGGUGUCUACGGCGAGGGAAGACAGAGCGCUGUGUACCUAAAUACCCUGCAGAGCACAGGGCUUCUGUCAUGCUCUGAGGGUUUCACUCAGCUGGGUUAUUACAAUGGAUCCGUGUCUCAGACAGACUCUGGCUCUUCCUGUUUAAAAUGGACUGACUUUCCAGACUACAUGCUGCAGUACCCUGAUCGUGGGCUGGGUGACCACAACCACUGUAGAAAUCCUGACCGUGAAUCUAACCCCUGGUGCUUUUUCAGACAAAAGUCAGGAGCCAUCGGAUGGGCCUACUGCGACUGCCACCAGGGUGAGGCUCGGUUGGUGGGGGCUUCUUCUAAUAAGAGUGGUCGUCUUGAGGUGUACCUGAAUGGUCGCUGGGGAGCAGUGUGUGACACCCACCUGACCGAUCGAGAUGCCAGUGUGAUCUGUAGACAACUGAGGCUCGGUGAAAUCGGCACUGCGCUUCGGCACUCUUACUUUGGACCUGGAUCUGGUCUCUUCCACUUUGAACGUCUUGGCUGCCAUGGUAAUGAAGAUUCUCUGCUGAAGUGCCGGAGCCGGAAAUAUGUCUCCGGUGACUGUAACCAUGGCAAUGAGGCCGGAGUUGUGUGUGCUGUUCCAGAGGGCAAUGGUGCCCCCCUGAGGCUCGUGGGAGGCCUUGAGGAUUUUGAGGGGCGUGUGGAGGUGUACCAUAAUGGGAGGUGGGGUACUAUCUGUGAUGACGAAUGGGAUGAUAUUGAUGCUGAAGUUGUUUGCAGACAGUUGGGAUUGGGUGGUGUACCAAAGGCAUGGUCAUGGGCACAAUUUGGGCAGGGCACUGGGCCUAUUGUACUGGAUGGAGUGCACUGCACAGGAAAUGAGCUGUCUCUUGAGGAAUGUCCUCAUGCGCCCUGGGGCCGGCACAACUGUGACCACAUGGAGGAUGCUGGAGUGUCUUGUAACCCAUUUACAGAUGGAGUGUUGCGUCUAGUAGGAGCUGAUAGCCCAUGGGAAGGACGCCUGGAGGUUUAUCACGCUGGAGAAUGGGGCACCGUAUGUGAUGACAACUGGACCGGACGUCACGCCCAGGUGGUAUGUCGACAGUUGGGUUAUCGAGGGCGUGCUGAGGUGGCUCCAGAUGGGAUGUAUGGGGAGGGUACAGGGUUGAUCUUGCUGGAUGAGGUGAAAUGUGAAGGGGGCGAGAGCUCUCUGCUGGAGUGUGCUCAUGGUCAGUGGGGGCAGCAUGACUGCUCUCACAGUGAAGAUGUGGGCAUACGCUGUGAAAGAGAAGGACAGAACAAUGAAAUCCCUGAAGUGGCUCCUGCCACAGGUCCCCUGGUGAGGCUGGUGGAUGGUGAGAGUCGUAAGGAGGGCCGUGUAGAGGUGUUUAUUAAUGGCCAGUGGGGCAGCGUGUGUGAUGACGGUUGGAAUGACAUCAACGCUGGAGUGGUCUGCAGACAGCUAGGAUUCAUUGGGGUCUCGAAGGCCCGCUCAGUGGCUUAUUUCGGCGAGGGCCAGGGACCCAUCCAUCUGGAUAACGUGAGGUGCGUAGGGACAGAGGCUUCGUUGGGGGAGUGCUCAGCUUUAGGCCCGGACGCCCAUGAUUGCAGGCACAGUGAGGACGCAGGAGUCAUCUGUGAUUACAUCACUGAACCUGUAAAGUACAGCGGCAUGAGCAAGCAGGAAUGUGGUUUGAGACCCAACACACAGAGGCGCAGGAGAAGGAUCAUUGGAGGAGACAAGUCUCUACGUGGGGACUGGCCGUGGCAAGUAUCUUUGUGGCUGAGGUCUCAAUCGAAAGGCACACAUCCACUUUGUGGGGCUACUCUCAUCAAUUCCUGUUGGAUCAUUACUGCUGCUCAUUGCUUCAAGAGGUUUGGUGCUGACCCCUCCCGUUACGUGCUGCGGCUUGGCGACUACCACACCGAGGAGAGGGACGACUUUGAGCGCACUCUCUCUCCUGAGCGCAUCGUGAUCCACAGGAAGUACAACAGCCAGGGCUGGGAGUAUGAUAUUGCCUUGUUGAAGUUGAAGGGCACAGAUGGGAACUGUGUGGCCUUUAACCCACAUACUAAUGCAGUUUGCCUUCCGGCUCACAGCAACAAGAGGGGCAAGAGACCCAUCGCCUGUGUUAUUACCGGCUGGGGAAUUACAGACUCUGAGUAUUCCCGAACACUCCUGCAAGCCUGGGUUCCGUUACUGCCAUCCUGGAAGUGUAAAAAGCGCUACGGCAGUCGCUUCACCAGCCGCAUGUUGUGUGCCGGGAGCUUAUCGAACCAUAGGCGUGUGGACAGUUGUCAGGGUGACAGUGGAGGUCCCCUGGUGUGCCAGGGCGACAGUGGGCACUGGAUGCUCACAGGAAUCAUCUCCUGGGGUCACGGUUGUGGCGACCCCACCUAUCCUGGUGUAUACACACGGGUCGGCCGGUUCCUGAAGUGGAUUGAGAAAGUCACCCACAGCCCUGCCAAAGCGUGAUGUUACAGUGUUGACAUUAAUGCCACUUACCGCAUUGUGUAAAUAUAUAUUAUGUAAUGUCUAUGAAGGGAUCACUAGCUGGCCAUUAGGUUAAGAGCUGGUUUGAGCCCAGUUUUUGUGUUGCACAUUUUACCACUUGCACCGUGCCAUUUCAAUUCAAUUUCUGUACACUUGAAACGUUCAUGAACAUGAAAAAGAAUAUAAAGCCACAAAUGUAGGUUUUUGAGGGACAGCUGCAUUAAGUGAGUGGAGUUUUCCGGGAUUGAAAGGUCUUUGACGGAUAAGCCUUUGUAAAGAAGUCAUUUUGCACUAAUCUGCAUGCCAACAAAAUGGAGCAUCUGUGGGAGGUCUGUGUUCUGGUCUGGCUCUUCUGGAUCAGGUUCUUAAAUGAGAUCACAUAUUGCACUUAAACAUGUUUUGUUGACCUGGAGGGAUAGUUCAUCCAAAAAUGAAAAUUCUGUCAUCAUUUACUCAUCCUCAAGUAGUUUGAAUUUGAACCUUUGAAUUUUUUAAUGAAUUUCUUUGUUCUGCGGAACACAAAGGAAGAUAUUUGGGAGAA